Psilocybe cubensis is the source of this 1128-nucleotide messenger RNA. RefSeq lists its product as uncharacterized. The transcript has 2 exons. NCBI's taxonomy places the organism in Eukaryota, Fungi, Basidiomycota, Agaricomycetes, Agaricales, Agrocybaceae. The record is from RefSeq and is a predicted model, not a curated record. Bases 1 to 1128 code for a protein of 375 amino acids.
AUGGUAUACCAGGCUGCUCGAGGAGGUUCCGAUGCUACAGCAAUCCUGGUUGGACAGGCUUUUAACAUCGCCAGCCGUGCAGGGAUAGUUAUUCCCUGGUAUGAAUAUGACAAUCGGAGGCCCGAGAUACAGUUCUUCCUGGACCAGCAGAUUCCUGUUUUCUUUCCGUGGUGUGCCAUCGCAGAACAGGCCAUCAUAAACAACCCCACCCUUCGCUAUCUUGAGCCUCCUGCAAACCUUGUUCGGGAUGCCCUUGAGAAGUUUCUGAACCGAUUCCCCAGUGUUCCUCUCGCUGGCCUAAUCCUUAGGUCCUACUUUCGAUUUCAUGAUUGCCCGCUGCACUCCACCAAACAUAUAUUGAGAAUGAAACACAGUACGUCGUUGGUCACGAAAUAUAUGUAUGAAAAAUUUGCCUCGCAAACCGACAAGGUCAAGGCGGCUAUGGAGGAGAACCAGGUGGAGGCCACGGUUGCAGAAUUGAGGGAGAUAGUAAGCCGAGCCAUGGACAUGGACCUCGCAGAGGCCGAGCGAGCCAUAGCAAAUCUCCCCACUCACGAUUGGAUGGACAAAGGUGACUACCACCGGAGAGGAGAGUUGUACGACCACGUCUCGAUAUUCUUGGAGAAACGCGAGAGAAACCAGCGCUUUAUCAUUGCGACUGAGACCGAGGACGCAAAGAUCAAAAGGCUUCAAAGAGAGGAGGCCCUCCCGGGGUACAACACAUCGGUCUAUAGGUGGAAAAGUGUCACGACGCCGGGGGGGAAGGAAUUAUACAUGCGAGUUCGCCUCCUUCGAUCAAAGCACGAGAGACUGUUCGCAAAGGUGCCUCCCUCUCAACGAACAUACAAUGCAGUCUCAAACGAGUGGGACAUUUUUGAUGAAGUGGAUUUGCCACGAAAAUAUCUGCAAUUUGUGGACCCCCCUCCUAGGAAGGACGGUUAUAUCUACGACUAUCCUAUCCAAGCCGCCCGCAUCAAUCCCCAGUCCAUCAUCCCCGACAACGAUGUACCCCGUGUGGAAUCCGUUCCCGUCAUCCCAGAACCCUGUGUAGACUCUUCCUCGGGUGGUGCGACUUCCCCUCAUGAACCUCAGUACGAAACAUUCCCCAUGGACACGGAGGAAUUUUAG